AUGUUGGCUACUAGUGCAAUUGCAUCUUUGCCCGUACUACCACCAGUGAGAAGAUGUGGCCAACAUAUUGAGCAGAAUGUUGUUACCUCAUUGAGCUUACCAAGACCAUCACGAACUACUAAUAAUUCAAUAUCUUCAAGUUGUGCACGGUUUCCAUUUGGUACAAGAUCUCGUUCUACCCAGACAGCAAAUAUUAUAUGUGCUGCAGCUUUGAAUGCAAGAUGUGGUGCAGAGCAAACCCAAACUGUCACUCGCCAGGCUCCAACGAUUACUCAUAUUCCUGGCAAGGAGAAGUCACCACAACUUGACGACGGAGGAACUGGAUUUCCACCUCGUGAUGACGAUGAUGGGGGUGGGGGAGGAGGUGGAGGCGGAGGCAACUGGUCUGGUGGAUUUUUCUUUUUCGGGUUUCUUGCUUUUCUUGGCUUCUUAAAGGAUAAGGAAACUGAAGACACAUACGGGGAGGACCGAAGAAGGUGA
Molecule: messenger RNA, 480 nt
Organism: Sphenostylis stenocarpa
Lineage: Eukaryota; Viridiplantae; Streptophyta; Magnoliopsida; Fabales; Fabaceae
Source: the annotation of a GenBank genome assembly